Gadus chalcogrammus (walleye pollock) is the source of this 3545-nucleotide messenger RNA. RefSeq lists its product as uncharacterized. NCBI's taxonomy places the organism in Eukaryota, Metazoa, Chordata, Actinopteri, Gadiformes, Gadidae. Gene Ontology annotation, molecular function: catalytic activity. Bases 1527 to 2333 code for a protein of 268 amino acids. The transcript has 2 exons. The record is from RefSeq and is a predicted model, not a curated record.
AUGGAUUGCGAUUGUUCUUGCUCUGCCUUUCUCAUUGAUAAGAUAGCUCUGUUAGAGAGACGUAUCUCUCAGCUAGAGGAUGAAAGGGUAGCGAGCGUAGAGAAAACAGAUACUCCAGAAAGUAUAGAGAAGAGUCCCGCCAGGCGGACUCGUGGAGCUAACGCUAUCGUUAGCAGUGACUCCGUCAAGGCAAUCCUGUCGGCAGCACCACUUGCGAGGCAGGUUGCGGUCAGUACCCUGCCUCACAAGUCUUUUUCGGGGGUAGAAACGCUAGUCAUAGGUGACUCUGUUACACGUAAAGUUAGGCGACACUCGCCAGCGACAGUUAUUUGCCUACCUGGGGCCAGGGCUCCCGACAUUGAAGCUAAACUUAGGGUGCUGACAUGCGGUCAGACCUCAUACGGAGUUAGAUUAGAUGCACCAAACACCGACACUAGUUUCGCAACAUAGCUAGGCUUUGUGACUUCGCCAGAAAGAUGUGUCGUCAUCGAUUCAUUCUCUCUGGCCCUCUACCCGAUAAGGGUAAUGAUGAGCGUUAUAGUAGACUAUUGUCUCUAAAUCGCUGGCUGGCCCUAUAUAGCUCAGAGCAGGGCUUUGGUUUCAUAGAUAACUGGCCCUCCCUGUGGGGUCGCCCUGGUGUGCUCAUGAGAGACGGCCUACACCCUACUGGGUUAGGUGCCUCAAUUAUGUCAAAAAACAUAGAUAGAUGUCUUAGUCAGGCGUGACUCAUCCACUCACAGCACACUGGGCUGCAGGAGUUUAGUAAACCUGCUAGCAACAUGAUAGUCUACGUUGCAGAGUCUAGAACAGAGUCUAGAACAGCAGAUGGGUUAGCUGAACCAGGAUCUAUUGCACCAAUUGUUUCAGAGCUGAGUGUUAACCGGACUCCCUCUGUAACUAACGCUGUACCUAUAUGUACGGUGGUGCAAAACUGCAUGUCAAACGGCAUGUCAAACGGCAUGUCAAAUCGCAUGGUAAAUCGCAUGGUAAAUCGCAUGACGCAUCGCAUGAAAUUAACGCUGUACCUAUAUGUACAGUCGUGCAAAAUCGCAUGUUAACUCGCAUGACAGAGCUGAGUGUUAACCACACUCCCUCUGAAAUUAACGCUGUACCUAGUACAGGCGUGCAAAAUCGCAUGGCAAAUCGCAUAAUAAACCGCAUGUCAAAUCAAAUACUAACAACUAACCGGACUCCCCCUGAAAUGAACACUGUACCUAUAUGUACGGUGGUGUGGCCCCGCUGUCUCGAGGUGUAAAACCCGCAGGCGAGCGCCGCGACCAGUAUGUCCAACUCUGGCGAUCCCACUGAUCGCCUCAGAGCUGAGUGUUAACCAGACUCCCUCUGAAAAUAACGCUGUACCUAUAUGUACGGUGGUGCGGCCUCGCGCUGUCUCGAGGUGUAAAACCCGCAGAAGAGGGCCGCAACCAGUAUGUCGAAACCGCAGUAUCCCCUUGACCGCUUCAGAGCUUAGUGUUAACCGGACUCCCUCUGAAAAUAAUAAAAAGGAAGCACUCAGAAUAGGGUUCAUGAACAUAAGGUCGCUUUCAUCGAAGGCGCUCUUGGUCCAUGAUCUAAUCAUUGAUAAAAAGAUCGACAUUCUGGGGCUUUGUGAAACCUGGUUAAAACCAGAUGAGUUUCUAGCCCUAAACGAAGCUACUCCACCCCAUUACGUUAGCACCCAAGUAUCUAGAGAAGUUAAGAAAGGUGGUGGAGUAGCCCUGAUAUCUAAUUCUAAGCUUAAUUUAAAGCCAAAGAAUAGAUAUAUUUUCAGAUCCUUCGAGGUGCUAGCGCUCUGCACCUCAGCUCCCAGAGAAGCAAAACGAGUUCCAGACUCUUUUGUUUUAGCUGUAGUAUACCGUCCCCCAGGACCGUAUUCAGUUUUUCUCGAUGAGUUUUCUGACUUUGCAGCUGAUCUGGCUACAUACUCAGACAAUGUUUUGCUUAUUGGGGAUUUCAACAUUCACGUGAAUAACCCGUCUGAUGCCCUCACAAGGGCGUUUCUGUCCAUUACAGAUACGCUUGGCUUCAAACAGCUCGUCCAGCACCCAACCCACAUCGGUGGAAACACGCUGGAUCUCGUUCUGACCCGCGGUGUAGACAUUUCACAGCUAGUGGUCUCUACCUACACCUCAGCUUUAUCAGACCAUUUUUUGCUCACUUUCCAGGUGGUGGUAUCCUGCCCCUGCGACGAUCAACAAGCUACUUUCAGCUGUCGCCGCAUCACACCUGCAACCAUUACAGCUAUGGCAGAUAACGUGUUGCGGGUACUGGACUGGAUGCCUGGACUCUCCUCAUGGAUAACCGGCCAGAACCCCAUCACCAUUUUAAUAUGAUGUGCAUGUAUUUACCUGUAUGUCAAUUGUGGCACCCAUUGCACUCCUGACCAUCCCUGGAAGAAGGGAUCCCCUACACUGCGUUUCUUCUCAAGAUUUCUUCCUUGCUGAUUCAAGGGAGUUUUUUCUUGCCCGUGUAGGGGCAUGGGUAAAGGGGGGUGUCACAAAUAUUUGGCCUGUUAAGCCCUUUGAGGCCCCGUCCACACGAAGCCGAAACCGUUACGGUUUUGAUCUAUCCGGUUUCGGAGUAUCUCCGUAAAGACGGAGUCAAGCGAAACCGGGUAGAUCUGUAGAAUCGCUGUAGUACACAUUCCAGGCCCAUGAGGGGCGCCGCUUCUGCUACAAAAUUAAAUAGUAAGAAGAGGCGAGCAUGCGCAUAAAGGGUGAGACUCCGCGGGCUUAACAGUCAUUGGCUAGACUAGGGUCGAGGGGUAGGGCGAUGACGUAACCGGGUAGAUUUGAAACCACCUCCGAGGGUGGUUUCAGAAGUUUGCGGUUUCGGUCAGCGGAUUCGCCGGCUUCGUGUGGACGGAAGGCCGAACCGUACAAGACCUUUGCGGUUUCGCCAUGAAAUCGGCUUCGUGUGGACGGGGCCUGAGACUGUAAUGGUGAUUAAGGGCUAUACAAAUAAAAUUGAAUUGAAAAUUGAAUCUAUCUUACGGUGGCGCUGAGCAUUCACCAAAUAAAAAAAAGUUUCACAGCUAAUGUAGCCGUUAGCACACUCAGGAUCUCGUAAUUACGAGAUAAUAUCUCGUAAUUACGAGAUAAGGAUCUCGUAAUUACGAGAAAAGAUCUCGUAAUUACGAGAUACGGAUCUCGUAAUUAUGAGAAGGAUCUCGUAAUUACGAGAUAAAAUAUCAUAUUUACGACAUAAGGAUCUCGUUUACGAGAAAAGGAUCACGCCUCUCAUUCACCAAUAACGUUGCUGUCUAGCUGCAGGCCAGCAAAGAUGACGCUAUCUGACGCUAUCGUAUUUAAUCUCCUGCUCGGGUUGAGGCAUUGGGUAAUAUUGAUGUUCCUUAAAAGAGAGGAGGGCAUUAAUAUAAGUAUGUCAACAUUGCGCAGACAUCUGAAGUCAUUGGCCGGCAAAGAUGACGCUAUCCGACGCUAUCGUGCUUUAUUUCCUGCUCGGGUUGAGGCAUUGGGAAAUAUGGAUGUUCCUUAAGGCCCAAUCCCAUUUCUAGCCCUUACCCCUUCCCCUUCCCCCUCCCC